CCCUAGGAUUCUACGCACAACAUCCCGCCGUGGAUGCCGCAUCUUCAUGAUUUUCAAUUGCCACAUCACAUUCAAAAGAAGUCGCAUUUAUUAACGUCCCCCCUUCUGAUCUUAAAGGCAUAUUUGCAGUCCAGCAAAUGAUAUUUCAAUAGUCAGAAAAUGUAUUUUUGACGGCAGUAAAGACAGAAUCUCAACCCCGGAUCUCAACAUGCUGCAUAGCAAAAACCACGACCAGCACACCAUUCUUGAAUAUUACCCUACUCCUAUCUGACGACCCUUUUCCGACCCACCUGCUCUCUUUUUCAUCCCAAGACCAUUUCGUUGCGUCUCCAUCACGGCGUCCUCUCAACCCCUCCACACCACCGCGGUCGACAUCGAGUCCGUGGUCGAUCACCGCUGCAAGAUGUUGGUACGGACCGGACGUCGUAUUAUUUUCCUGAUAUCCCUCAGUCUCUCCGUCUUCGUCCUUCUCUUCCUUCAGACGCCUCGUCGGCUACAGUUGAACCAGCUUCAACAGGCUUACCGGGAUUUCACUGGUACCACAGGCAUCAUACCAAGGAAGAUGCAAGGUUUAGUGGAAGACCAAGCACAGGAGGAUGAUUACGGGGAAGAAUCUUAUUAUUCCAUCGUUCGAUACGACGAUAAGGCCAAAGCAAACGUAGAAGAGAUUUUAGAACAUCACUGGGCUGCAAAUAGAACGGCACUACUACAAACCAGUUUUGAAAAAGAAGACGUUUUAUUCAUUGUCCGAGAUGCGAAAGUUUUCAACCCCUACAAGAUGAUAACCAUGACAUCUGAUGACGACACACGAGGUCAACUCAAACGAUUCUACAGCGCAAAGGCAAAGGCCAUGACCUUGAUACCACCAGGCCUUAGGAAACUACUCCCAACCAAACAACUAUUCAGAAAUCAGUACUUUAAAACUUGCUCCGUGGUCGGCAACAGCGGGAUCCUUCUUAACAGCUCCUGCGGAGCUCACAUCGACGCUGCCGAUUUCUCCUUCCGGUGCAACUUUGCCACGGUCAAAGGUUAUGAAAAGGACGUUGGAACGAAGACGGACGUUAUAACGUUUAAUCCCAGUAUCCUUGAUCGGUUUUAUGGAAGACUUAAAAAGGAUGAGGACAAAAGGCGGUUCGAGGAGCGUUUGGUUAGCUAUGGGAAAUAUGUUUUAUGGAUUCCAAUAUUUUCGACGCAUUACGUUAGCAGAACAGUCCACGAGAUAUUAGACUAUUUCAAUCUAAAUUUUAAAAGAUUUAAAAACAUCCAGCUGGCGUUUCCAGGGAACAUCCUCCCAGACAUAUCAGAUUACUGGUUAACCCAAGGUAUUGACGAAGACAGGAUCAGUACAGGUCUACUCAUGUUCAACAUCGCUGCCACCAUCUGCGAAGAAAUCCACAUGUACGGAUUCUACCCCUUCCCACAAUUUCAAGACCUAUCGAUCCCCUAUCACUACGAUGACAGCAGGAAAAACCGGACGCGGGAUAAUUACGAUUACGGUUACCGCCGGUUUCACCAACUUCCCGACGAAUUUGUGCUCCUCAAGAAACUCCACAAAGCAGGAGUCAUCAAACUGCACUUAGGGGAGUGCCCGACGUGAUUACUGAAGAUGAAAGUGGAUCGUGUAUUCUGAAUCAAUAGAAACGUUAACCAAGGCACAAGGACAAAAUUAAUUGUUCUUUUAUCUUGAGGCAUCUGAUGAAAAGUUUUUCACACAAUGUGGUAUAUCAGAAGGAUACGCCAAGUUAAAAGGUUCGUUCAAAUAUGGUGAGACAACACUUAGUAAUUAUUAUUUGACGCGCAAUGACGCCUCAUAUCUCAUUGACUUUGUAGGCAAUUUUGAUGAGCGUACGGUGGCACCACGUGUGAACGAACCAUAUUAACAUAACAAAUACGCUAAGAUCAUGAAGAU
This is a messenger RNA of Lytechinus variegatus (green sea urchin), 1909 nucleotides long. RefSeq names its product sia-alpha-2,3-Gal-beta-1,4-GlcNAc-R:alpha 2,8-sialyltransferase-like. Gene Ontology annotation, biological process: N-glycan processing; oligosaccharide metabolic process. NCBI's taxonomy places the organism in Eukaryota, Metazoa, Echinodermata, Echinoidea, Temnopleuroida, Toxopneustidae. Gene Ontology annotation, molecular function: alpha-N-acetylneuraminate alpha-2,8-sialyltransferase activity. Bases 404 to 1597 code for a protein of 397 amino acids. The record is from RefSeq and is a predicted model, not a curated record. The transcript has 5 exons.